Messenger RNA from Synchiropus splendidus (mandarinfish), 2375 nucleotides. It is a transcript of the gene slc30a4, whose product is annotated as solute carrier family 30 member 4. The transcript is spliced from 8 exons. The coding region runs from base 201 to 1541 and encodes 446 amino acids. Gene Ontology annotation, biological process: response to zinc ion; zinc ion transmembrane transport. Gene Ontology annotation, molecular function: zinc ion transmembrane transporter activity. Gene Ontology annotation, cellular component: plasma membrane. The record is from RefSeq and is a predicted model, not a curated record. Lineage: Eukaryota; Metazoa; Chordata; Actinopteri; Syngnathiformes; Callionymidae.
CGUGACAUAACAGCUGACCAACUCUCACUUGCUAGCUAGUUACACUUUAGCCACGCUUGCUUUACAGGUGAAUUUUGAACCCAGCUUUCUGCCACUUGACGUGAAAACAUGUAUGUGAGCGGAGUGGUAUCAAUGAUUACAUGAAGCGGCAGUAACCCAGAGCCCCUUGCAUGAGUCCAACUGUCCACUAAGUCGUCACCAUGCCUGGGAAUAUCGUAAACAAGGUUCGAUGCGCUCUCAGGAGGGGUAGCGGCGAUCAGGGCUUCAGCGACAGGUCGCCCUUCGAUCUCUCGGAUGAGCUGGAGGAGGAGGACACCCCCAAGUUCAACCAACUGAAGGUGGUGGUCUCCGGGGAUAUGAACGGCGGAGCUGCUCCGUCCAACGGGGUGGCGGUCAACACGCUGCUGGUGGAGGUUGACGAUGACAUGCUGAUCGACUCCAGUCCCAGCUCGGACGGCGCCGGCUUGAACAUGGACCCGUGCGAUAGCUGCACCAAGAAGAGGGAAAUGAUCAAGCAAAAGAAGGUGAUGAAGAGGCUCAUCAUCGCUGCUGUCCUCUACACACUGUUCAUGAUCGCUGAAAUUGUAGGCGGCUAUGUGUCCAGCAGUUUGGCCAUCAUGACAGAUGCCGUGCAUCUGCUCACAGACGUGAUCGGGAUUUUGUUUUCCCUGUUGGCACUCUGGCUUUCCUCAAAGCCCCCCACCAAGAGAUUCACCUUCGGACUGGACCGCCUCGAGGUGAUUGCUGUCUUCUUCAGUGUGGCUCUCAUCUACAUCCUGACCGCAGUCCUGGUCAUGGAGGCCGUGCAGAGGACAAUCAGCCAAGACUUUGAAAUCGACGGAGACGUCAUGCUGAUCACAGCAGCGAUAGGGGUCGCUGUCAAUCUUAUAAUGGGAUUCUUGUUAAACCAAGAUGGCCACUUGCACUCUCACGGAGGCCAUGGCCACAGUCACUCUCACGGUCACGGUCAUGGUCACGGUCAUGGUCACGAUCAUGGUCACUCUCAUGGUCCUGGUGCUAAUUCAGGAGGCCAGCAGCAGAAGCAAAGUGCCAGCAUGAUUGUCCGAGCGGCUUUCAUCCACGCAUUGGGAGACCUGGUCCAGAGUGUCGGUGUCCUUGUAGCAGCCUACAUUGUCCGAUUCAAGCCGGAGUAUAAAAUGGCAGACCCCAUCUGCACUUACAUCUUCUCCAUCCUGGUUCUUUUUACAACAUUCCGCAUCAUCAGAGACACGUUUGUCAUUGUGCUGGAGGGUGCUCCCAAACACUUGGACACUCAGAGAAUCAAAGAGGACCUCCUGAAUCUAGAUGACGUCCAGUCAGUAGAGGAACUGAAUGUUUGGGCGUUGACAGGGGAAAAGACUGCAGCACUCGUGCAUCUCCGACUCACACCUUCAAGUGAUCACAACUGGGAGGAGGUCCAGGCAAAGGCCCGACACCUGAUGCUCCACACUUACAAGGUGAGCCGGUGCACGGUGCAGGUCCAGACGCACCGGCAGAGACAAGCACGUUCGUGUGCCAACUGUCAGGUGCCCAGCGCCUGAACGCCUUUGAACUGAGUUUUACUUGACUUCCCUGGGGCCUUUCCAAGGAGCCUGAAGGCUCCGACCUCCAGUGACCACCUCCAUCACAGACGGGAGCCACAGUAUUGAGCCGUUCAGAGCACUCGUGCCAAAGAUGGUCAGUGGUCUUGCUUCCCAGGAACUGUAUUCUCAUGCCUUCUUAACAUUUCAAAUCGGAGCCUGUAUGUGAAAGUAUUAGAGACAGUAUUAGGGCAGGGCGGGGGUGACUUUAUCACCUAUGUUUUCUAUUUUAUUGAGUUUGUGUUGACUGAUAAAUCAUGAGACUGCAAUAACAAUGUCUUAAUAAUGUCUUAUAAAAGUAUUACCCCGACAAUCAAACCAGCUUUGACAGUCAACCUCGGACUUAUUGCUGUGUAUCAUAACUUGAUUAUACGCUUAGCACCAUUCUACAAUGGUGCUUCAGGUUUCAGUGUUUUUGUUAUAAACUCUUUGACCUUCGGAAUCUGUGCGAGUGUGAAUUUAUCAUUCAACUUUGAGUGGUAUCAGCAUGUGGAACAGGUCACAGACAUGCCGGAACAUUUGAAGGGUUUACGAUCGGGAAGGUGAGGAGGUGUUAUUGCAGCGGUAAGAUGGAACAAUUAGAUAGUGUUUAUUACACCAUGCUCUUUGACAUUUGAUCGAUUGAGUACUCAUUUUAUUAUAUGAAACAACAACCUCCAGGUCAAGUUUUCCAUUUGGCACUUUUUUUUUAAAUAUCAGGUGAGUUGAGUUAAUAAAACUGAAGUUUGAGUCAUGAAUCAGCACAUGUAAUGCCUAUUGUUUGACACAGACAUUGAUUCCAUCUCAAAUAAAAUA